Lineus longissimus is the source of this 1659-nucleotide messenger RNA. Its product is annotated as arylsulfatase B-like. The record is from RefSeq and is a predicted model, not a curated record. The transcript has a single exon. The coding region runs from base 1 to 1659 and encodes 552 amino acids. NCBI's taxonomy places the organism in Eukaryota, Metazoa, Nemertea, Pilidiophora, Heteronemertea, Lineidae.
AUGGAGGAUAGUUUGUUGGAAACCGGGCUGGAAUCUCAAGACGUACCGAAGAGAUUCGUGAUUUGUUGGAAAUUAUCAAAUACGACGAAGAGAGGAAGCAAACGGUUGGAGUACAGGAAGCGGUUGGCUGUCGCUGUUCUUACGACUAUAUUAGUAUUACUACCAACAACGUUUACCUACAUCCGAAUCCGGAACAGGCAACUCGAAAAUGACGUCUCGAAUCUGACGAGACCCCACGUGAUUUUCAUCGUGGCAGACGACUUGGGUUGGAAUGAUGUGGGUUGGAACAACAAGAAGAUCAAGUCUCCGAACUUGGACAAUCUCGCAAAAGCGGGCGUCAUGCUAGACCAUUACUAUACCUACCCCAUCUGUACCCCGUCCAGGGCGGCCAUCUUGACUGGGUACUACUCGCACCGUAUCGGGCUACAGCAGCGGGUCAUCCAUGACUUCCAGAAACGAUUCGUUCCGAAGGAUAUCCCCAUGAUUUCAGAGAGGUUUCAGGAGCUCGGUUACUCAACAAAUAUGGUUGGGAAAUGGCACUUGGGACAUUGUAAUUGGGAUUACACGCCAACACAUCGCGGUUUCGAUUCAUUCUUUGGAUACAAUUUCGCUACUCUGAGUUAUUAUACGCAUACCUGGAGGAAACUUUACGACUUAUGGGAAAACAGAAGUCCGUAUCUUGACCCUGAAAAGACAUAUUCCACGGAUUUGUUUUCCAAGCGAUCGUUGACCGUCAUCGAGAAUCACGCGCAGCUCCAUGGUAAUAGAAAACCACUCUUUCUGUAUCUUGCCUUUCAAGCCAUCCAUGGUCCAGCUGAGGAAGUCCCGGAGAAAUAUCAAAUCGAAACGCCGUUCAAGAACGUGAAAUCUCGUGAGAUUGCUGCACGUGCCGUGAAGGCCAUGGAUGAAGCUAUCGGGAACUUGAUUUCCUCUUUAGAAAGGAACAAUCUCAUGAAGAACGCUCUUGUCGCCUUUGUGUCAGACAACGGAGGUGAGAUAUCGAAUGGUGGGAAUAACCUCCCUUUCAGAGGUGGUAAAUUCACUCUCUGGGAAGGAGGUGCGCGGGUUCCGGCCUUCGUUUAUGGACCAAUGUUGAGCAAUCCCGGAAGAGUGCACAGUGGACUGUUUCAUGCCGUGGACUGGUUUCCGACUCUUUUAUCAGCGGUGAAGGCACCGCCAGAGACCGGAGUACCUCGUUAUGAUGGGAUUGACCAAUGGGACCUACUUCGCAAUGGGUCAAAUCAAGAGGUGUCUUUGCGGUAUGACAUUGUUUAUGGCAUAGAUACCAGCCGGAACGCAGCUAUACGAGUUGGUGACUACAAAAUCAUCCAAGGGAAUCCGGUGGGCGAAGCCUAUGAGAAAAUAAUGAAAGAUUCCAAGAGUCCGUUUGACGCGAACGGCUGGCCUCAAGGAGAUAAACCGGGUAGUGGUAGAAGUCGGGACACAUUCACGGACGAAAGUGUCCUCUUAUUCAAUUUACGACAAGACCCAGAGGAGAGAGUCAAUUUGGCUGAUAAGAUGCCGGAAAUGGUGGAGAGGAUGAGAGAACGAUUGAACACUGAGAUAAGCCGGGCUGUACCGGAGCAAGAUAGGAUAAGAUAUAGGGACGAAGCCAUGAAUAAAGUUCGGAAUGAUGUCUUAUACCCCGGUUGGUGCUAA